AUGCUGGAAACGACUCCUUUGCUUCCUAAGUUGGGAAGAAAUCUUUCAAAGAAAUAUCUCACAUUCAUUGUGGUCCCCUCCACUAUCCUUGUUAUUUUAUUGAUAUACGUGGGGUCAAUUCUCAUUAAUGGUUCUGAUGAUAAUAAUAAUUUCAUAUCGAACUUACCUUCAUUCCUCGUGAAACCAUUACAAUUACGAAUCUAUACUAAUAAUAUUCGAUUUGAUAAUGUUUAUUAUCCCGAUAAAGGAGAGAAAUCAUGGACUAAGCAUCGUAGUAAACAAGUUAUAAAUUCAAUUGAUUUCCAUACUAGUUUAGGAGAUGCUAAUGUGGUUUGUUUACAAGAAGUGUUGUAUCAUCAACUAGGUGAUAUUUUGGAUGGAUUGAAUGAUAAUUCAAUUCAGAAAUCUCAAAAUUGGACUUAUUAUGGUAUCGGUAGAGAUGAUGGUAUUAUUGCGGGAGAAUUUUCUCCUAUAUUAUAUAAACAUCAUGAUUGGAUUCUUUUAGAAAAUGAAACUUUUUGGUUAAGUGAAACUCCAUGGAAACCAAGUAGAGGUUGGGAUGCAGCAUUAGAAAGAAUCGUUACUAUGGUUACAUUACAAUCCAGAUUUAAUCCUCUUAUUAAGAUUAAUGUUUUCAAUACUCAUUUUGAUCAUAAGGGGAAAUUAGCCAGAAAGAGAUCAGCUCAAUUGAUUGUUGAUAAAAUGGAAAAUUAUAAUAAUAAUCCUUCAUUUUUAUGUGGAGAUUUCAAUACUGAGCCAAGUGAUCAGCCAUAUGCUGUUUUAACUAAAGCUGGAUUUAAAGAUAGCAGAUUAGUUAUUCCUCAAGAUUUCUCGUACGGAGAAGAAUCAACUUUUACCGGUUUUGAUAAGGAUAAUGAAGUUAAACAUUCAGUUAUUGAUUAUAUUUGGUCACCUUAUUUCACUGUAUCAAAGGAUAAAGAUGAUGAUAAUGAUAAUGAUUUUUCAAUUUCAAAUUACUAUAGUUCAGAUCAUCAUGAAUAUUAUAAAAUUAUUAUAAAACAUUUUGGAAUUUUACAUAAUUUCUUUAAAGGAUUUUACUUUUCAGAUCAUAGACCAGUGGUUGCUACUUAUGAUAUAUCUAGAACAAGAUUAUUUGGUCAUGAAAUGGAAUAA
Scheffersomyces coipomensis is the source of this 1134-nucleotide messenger RNA. RefSeq lists its product as uncharacterized. The record is from RefSeq and is a predicted model, not a curated record. Gene Ontology annotation, molecular function: 3'-5'-RNA exonuclease activity. The transcript has a single exon. The coding region runs from base 1 to 1134 and encodes 377 amino acids. Lineage: Eukaryota; Fungi; Ascomycota; Pichiomycetes; Serinales; Debaryomycetaceae.